UAAACGUUCUGGAAAUAUCGAAUUCCUGCAGCGAACCAGGUGGCGAGACAGGAGUCGUUACCAUUUACGGCAAUACCAGAUGGUGUACUGAAAAUUAUCUCCCGUUGUUCUAGGACUUUCUCUGUUGAUAUUCUGGUCUAAUGUUUGCUCUGAAUUAACAUGCUCGUUUUAUUUCUUCAUCUGGAUACAUGCUAUGUACCGUACACAUAACAGAAGACGAUAGAGUUAGUGGAAAUUAAUUUUCUACUAGAUUCUAAGAAUUUCACGUGUCGAACUCUCCUAUUUUGGAGAUAGUAAAUGUAUCGACUUCCUCAUUCAUCAAAACAUGCCUACGAUCACAGAGGUGGCAGAUGUGAACACUCUAAAAGAGGAGGGUAAUAAUCAUUUCAAGGAGGGGAACAUUACCAAAGCAUUGGAUUCAUACACCAGAGCCCUCGACAUUCUUGACAUCAAAGAUGGAGAAAAAGCGGUGAUACUGAAGAACAGAGCCGCAUGCUACUUAAAGGAAGAGGACUACCAGGCCGUCAUUGAUGACUGUACAGCAUCGUUAGAGUUGGUAGCCAAUGAUCCCAAGGCUCUGUACAGGAGAUGCCAGGCCUAUGAACAUCUUGAUAAAGUAGAGGAGGCAUAUAAAGAUGCCGGCACCAUAAUUAAAGUGGAUCCCAAGAACAUGGCAGUCCAAAAUAUCCUGAGGAGACUGAAUCCAAUCAUACAGGAAAAGGUCAAACAACAGAACAGCACCUCAGCAAAAGUAACCCAGAUGUUCGAGUUGGUUUUUGAUGCCAAAACAGAUAAGGAACAAAGAUUGCAGGCAUGCAAUAAUCUGAUUGUGUUGGCACGGGAGGAGGCAGGUGCCAAAAUCAUUUGUGAGAUGUCUGGAGUUGACAAACUUCUCCAACUUCUGCUGGAGAAAGAUCCAGAAAUCAAUCAGACAGCCAUCAGAACAUUGUCUUGUCUGGCAGCAAACAGCCAAGAAAGGAGUUACCUGGUUCAGGAAAAAAUGGGAGUACAGAAAAUGAUGACAUUUAUGUCAUUGAAGCAUGACGGAUUGUGUACAUCCACUGCAUUACUGGUUCAGAACCUCAUCACUCACAUCUCUGGCCUCCCGGAGUAUAAAAAACUGCUGCAGCAUUACCAUGAUGAACGCAAGAAAGGAAACCCAUGCAGAUAUCCAAAGUUUGAAAUGGAUGAGCAGGCGACAGAAUUCAUUGAUGGCGUGUUUAAGAUCCUUGUGAAGAUGCUACAGAGUAACAAAGUGUCGGGCUAUGGACGAGACUCUGCCAUGGAGCUCAUCAUUAAAAAUAUGUUACGCAGCGAUGGUGUUCAGUGGACCAGAAAGUUUCUAGACACAGAUGGUGUUGAGGGUCUGUUGACCAUUGCCUCAGCCAUUCCUCAGCACGAGACAUGCACCAUUGAGAUCACAGAAAGCUCAAAGUAUCAUGCGUCGGUGGCUCUGGCCAAGAUCUACGACGACCUACUCAGCGACAAGGAGCGAGAUAUGUUCAGGGACCAGUGCAGUACCUUCUUCAAAGAGUUGUUUGGCGAUUCUCUGUUUGAGUCCAAAGUAGAAGCCAUAAAGUGCAUUUCUUCACUGCUUCAGGGUCCAUACGAAGUUGGAAACAUUAUUCUCGGUUUUGAUGGAGUCACACAGAUCAUGCUGGCUCUGGCAAACAGUGACAAGUCAAUGCAUCAGCAAGUAGCGGUGGAGGCCAUUGUCCACUCAGCGUCCAAGAAGGACAAGUGUGCCGGAUUACUGAAUGAUGCUGUGCCUGUGUUAAAGAAACUCUACCAGGAAUCCACGGACGCUGUCAAAGUCCGAGCGCUGGUGGGUUUGUGUAAGCUGGGAUCCUUUGGCGGUUCAGAUGCCAGUCACAGACCUAUGCAGGAUGGUUCUACUCUGGCUCUUGCUAAAGCCUGCAGGAAGUUUCUGAAUGAUCCAAACAAAAGUGUAGACCUUCGACGGUGGGGCACAGAGGGACUGGCGUAUUUGACCUUGGAUGCAGAGGUCAAAGAGGAACUAAUCAAUGAUACUGCUGCCCUGCGAUCAUUGAUUGAUGUUGUGGCUAAAGCCGACAAGAACAUCCUCUAUCCAGCGGCUUCUGUGUUUGUGAACCUGACCAACAGUUACGAGAAACCGGAUAUCAUGCCAGAGAUGAUCGAGCUGGCCAAAUAUUCCAAACAGCAUGUACCAGAGGAGCAUGAAAAGGACAAACCAGAGCAUGUCAAACAGAGGCUCCAGAAACUGGCAAAAGCUGGAGUUAUAACAGCCAUGGUUUCCAUAGCAACCACAGACAGUACCAAUACCAGAGAACAAAUCUCAAGGGUGUACAAUGCCAUCACUGUAGAAGAAGAUCUGAGGGGGAUUGUAGUACAGCAAGGGGGAGCCAAGUCAUUAGUUGACUUGUCCACCAAGAAUAACACAGAUCCUGGAAAGAUCCUUGCAGCCUGGUCCCUAGCUAGGAUCACCAUCACUGCUAAUCCGGAGACCACAUUUCCAGGACAGAGGAUUUACGAGGUAGUGCGCCCCUUGUUAAGUUUGCUCCACAUUGACAGGACAGCACUACAGAACUUUGAGGCCCUGCUGGCCUUGACAAACUUGGCUUCUCUCAAUGAUACACUCAGGAAGAGGAUAGUGGCAGAGAAGGGGCUGCCUUCCAUAGAGCACUACAUGACAGAGGACCACGACAUGUUGAGGAGGGCCGCUACGGAGUGUAUGUGUAACAUGGUCAUGAAUGAGGAGGUUGUAAAAAUCUACGAGGGUGAAACUGACCGCCUGAAGUUGAUGGUGCUUUAUUGUGGUGAGGAGGAUGAGCUGGUCGUGAGGGCAGCAGCGGGUGCCAUGGCCAUGUUGUCUAACAGCGAAAAGAUCUGCAAUAAAAUUCUAGGGGUUGGUCCGUGGCAAGAAAUUUUACUAAGUGUAGUGGUGAAUGAAAACGUGGAAAUCCAGCACCGUGGUUGUUAUAUUGUGAGGAACAUGUUAUCAGUGAACAAAGAAAUGGCAGAGAAAGUGAUCGAAGGACAGAUGUUGGAGGUGCUGAUGGCUCUGUCUAUACUGGAGGACCCCCAGAGGGAGAUGGUCGUCAAAUGUGCUGCCUCCUGUCUGGAAGUCUGUGUGCAACACGGACUGAUCAAACCAAAGGAGUGACCAGGGGUCACCAAAACACAGUGCCAAAUCCUGGAAGUAAGCGUGCAAUAAGUGAUGAAACAUGUGCAGAUUCAGCAACGAAGGUCCCUCAAGGGGCAUAACUGUAAAUGUCAUUUUACAUUACAUGCCCGGCUUUUUUCUGAAUAAAUUGUUAUCAUGGUUAUAUGUACAAUCAUUUUGAAAUUAUCUCUCUUUUUUUAAUGUUGGUUGUGUAUGAAUUUGUUAUGUGAAAAAUUAUUUAUUUAUUGCAAUAAUUAGGCUUUGAUAGUAACAGUUUAAAUAAAGCUAAGAUGUCCAUGUAUAUUGAACAAAAAUUGAAAGAUAGAGUGAAGAAAGAAAUAAGCGACUUGUGUGUAAGCUGAUAUGACAGGUAGUUGUUGAACAUCAUGAAUUGAUAUGACAGGUAGUUGUUGAACAUCGUAAAUUGAUAUGACAGGUAGUUGUUGAACAUCGUAAAUUGAUAUGACAGGUAGUUUAACAUCGUAAACCAAUAUGAUGGGUAGUUGUUGAAAAUCCAUGUACUUUUCUAUUCAUUACAAGAAAUGCCAAGGUAAUUUCAGCAUUAAAACAUUGUUCUGCUACGUCCAACCAUGUUAAAAUCAAUAUUGUAUUGCAAAUUCCAGUAUCAGUUUUACUAUGCAUUUUGUGUGUGUGUAUUUAUUUAUCAAUGUUUUUUUUACUACAUUUCCCCUCCCUGACGCAUGUCUGGAUCGACUUUAUACAAAAUAAAGUGUGCUGGAUUCA
Messenger RNA from Ostrea edulis (European flat oyster), 3889 nucleotides. RefSeq names its product protein unc-45 homolog B-like. The transcript has 21 exons. The coding region runs from base 326 to 3145 and encodes 939 amino acids. Gene Ontology annotation, molecular function: Hsp90 protein binding. NCBI's taxonomy places the organism in Eukaryota, Metazoa, Mollusca, Bivalvia, Ostreida, Ostreidae. The record is from RefSeq and is a predicted model, not a curated record.